This is a messenger RNA of Zingiber officinale, 870 nucleotides long. Its product is annotated as tropomyosin-like. The record is from RefSeq and is a predicted model, not a curated record. Bases 1 to 870 code for a protein of 289 amino acids. NCBI's taxonomy places the organism in Eukaryota, Viridiplantae, Streptophyta, Magnoliopsida, Zingiberales, Zingiberaceae. The transcript has 2 exons.
AUGGCCUCCUCUCAAUCGGCGUCGAGCGGGCGACGAUCCAUCACCGCUACGCUUCGCCUGUUGACAGAGGAUCUUCUUGCGCUAGGAGACCAGCCCAGCUCUCCCCAGCAUCAGGUCUACAUUCGCGGUCGGCUCGCUCGUGUCUGGGAGGAAGCAAGGGCACGAGCGGCGGUGAAACCCCCUGGUGCGCUCACCGAUAGCCAUCUGGAAAUGUCCACCGAGCGGUUGGCUCAAGUGGAGGACGAGCUGAAGAAGCUCAAGAUCUCCGGAGAAGCUUCCUCCUCCCAGGGGCCACCGAUCACUCGUCUGCAGGCCGACCUGGAAAAGGUUCAACAACUUCUAGCGGUGGAGCAACAGAAGUCGACCGAGCAGGCUAGUAGGCUGAGCCAGAUCAAGGCGCAAUUGAAGACUUACGACCGGAAACUUGAUCAGGCUUCCACAAGGAAACAACGGGUCAUCGCCGACCUAGAACAGAAGAACCAGGAGGGUCGGCAGCUAACUGAGAAGCUGAAGAAGGCAGAGGGCUCUCUGGUUGUCGAGCGGGAGAGCUGUUUGGCUAAGGAGGCGGAGCUUCAGGAUCAAGUGAAGCGCCUUGAAGAGGAUCUGGGGGCCUCCCGUGCUACACUGACAGCCUACCAAGAGGUCGAACCGGGUCGCUUUGCGGUCCUGAGGCAACAAUGCCUCUGCUCUGACCAAUUUCUAGAAAAGGCGACCCAUCGGAUUGUCCGAUCAUUCGAGCUGGCCAUCGACGCGACGCUCAGCCAGCUGAAGGCGAACGGCCACGUCUCCGAAGCCCUAUCUGACGGCGAUGUAAACCGCGUCCAGCUCCUUGACUCCAUUCCUGACGAAGCCUUCGACUAUAUCGAGUGA